AUGGGCCAAAAUCAGUCUCAAAUUUUUGAGGAUUUAAUUUCCAACUCUACGUUUACAAACGAGGAAAUUGCUAGAAUUCGAAAGCGCUUCAAGAAGAUAGAUGCCAACCAUUCCGGUUCAAUUGACAGAAAUGAGUUUUUGUCUAUCCCAAGCAUCGCAAAUAAUCCUCUAGCUUCUCGAUUAUUUUCAGUUGUUGACGAAGAUGGCGGUGGUGAUGUUGACUUUCAAGAAUUCAUUAAUAGUCUCUCAGUCUUUUCCAUUCAUGGUAAUAAAGAGGAAAAGCUUCGAUUUGCUUUCAAAAUAUAUGACAUUGACCGUGAUGGAUACAUUUCCAAUGGAGAGCUCUUUUUAGUUUUAAAGAUGAUGGUUGGAAACAAUCUUCGCGAAGAUCAGCUUCAACAGAUUGUCGAUAAAACAAUCAUGGAAGUUGAUAAGGAUUGUGAUGGAAAAAUCAGUUUCGAAGAGUUUAAGCAAGUCGUCAGUAACUCCAAUGUCACUAGUAGUAUGACAUUAAACUCUUUUUGA
This is a messenger RNA of Schizosaccharomyces osmophilus, 525 nucleotides long. It is a transcript of the gene cnb1, whose product is annotated as serine/threonine protein phosphatase PP2B (calcineurin B) regulatory subunit. NCBI's taxonomy places the organism in Eukaryota, Fungi, Ascomycota, Schizosaccharomycetes, Schizosaccharomycetales, Schizosaccharomycetaceae. The transcript is spliced from 4 exons. The coding region runs from base 1 to 525 and encodes 174 amino acids. The record is from RefSeq and is a predicted model, not a curated record. Gene Ontology annotation, molecular function: calcium-dependent protein serine/threonine phosphatase regulator activity; calcium ion binding.